AAAAACCCAAACCAAACCAGACCAAACCCUCGAUUCAAUUCCCCAUCUCUCUUUCUCUCACUCACUUCCAUUUCACCUCUCCCCCCCUCUCUCUCUCUCUCUCAACUCUCUUCCCCGAUCGAAUUCGCCAUUGAGAGAGAGAGAGAGAGAGAGAGAGCGAAGAGAAAGAAGAGAUCGAGAGAGAGAGAGAGAGAGGGAUGGGGCAACCCUCGGACCCCCAACAACCGGCGCCGCCUCUGCCGGCGGCGCCGCCGACUCCGGCGACGGUGGGGCCGGCGCAACCGGCGCCGCCGCAGGGGGGGUGCAAGGUGCGGUGCGCGGGGUGCCACGGGAUCCUCGCCGUGGCGCCGGGGAUGACCGAGUUCAUAUGCCCUAAGUGCCAGCUCCCCCAGAUGCUCCCCCCCGAGCUCAUGUACAAGCCCCCUCCGCCGCCGCGGGACGCGGCGGCGGCGGCGGCGGAGCCCGACCUGAACGCGACGCUGCUGAGGCUGUCGGCGGAGGACCCGGCGAGGCGGCGCUGCGGCCCGAGGGCGCAGGGGAUCGAUCCGACCAAGAUCCAGCUCCCCUGCGCCCGGUGCAGGGCGAUCCUCAACGUGCCCCACGGCCUCACCCGAUUCACCUGCCCCCAGUGCCGCGUCGACCUCGCCGUCGACUUCACCAAGCUCCACAACUACUUCGCCUCCGCGGGCGCUGGAUCGUCCGCCCCCACCGCCCCCGGCGCUGCUUCUCCAUCCCCUGGGAUGCCACCGCUUCCGGGAAUGCCGCCGCUCCCUGGGAUGCCGCCGCUCCCGCUGAUUGAGCCACCAGAGGAGAUCAAUGAGGUGGCAAUUGACGUGGAGCGGGAAGAAGAUGAAGGCGGUCCUGUUGGAGAGACCUUCACUGAUUAUCGGCCUCCCAAGCUUUCCUUUGGUCAACCCCAUCCAGAUCCUGUUGUGGAAACAUCUUCCUUGUCAGCUGUUCAGCCACCAGAACCAACUUAUGAUCUGAAAAUACUGGAUGAACUGGAGGAUACAAAGGCUUUGUCCUGCUUGCAGAUCGAAACACUAGUCUAUGCUUGUCAGAGGCACCUUCACCAUCUCCCAAGUGGUGCAAGAGCAGGUUUUUUCAUUGGUGAUGGCGCUGGUGUUGGUAAAGGUAGAACUAUUGCUGGAUUGAUAUGGGAAAACUGGCAGCAUGGGAGAAAAAAAGUAUUGUGGAUUUCUGUUGGUUCAGAUUUAAAAUUUGAUGCGCGUAGAGAUUUGGAUGAUGUUGGUGCGACAUGUGUUGAAGUGCAUGCUCUAAAUAAGCUUCCGUACUCUAAGCUUGACUCUAAGGCUGUUGGAAUCAAACAUGGAGUAGUCUUUUCAACAUACAGUAGCCUGAUAGCAUCAUCUGAGAAAGGCCGUUCUCGUUUGCAGCAGUUGGUGCAGUGGUGUGGUCAGGAUUUCGAUGGUCUUAUAGUUUUUGAUGAGUGCCACAAGGCCAAAAACUUGAUUCCUGAGGCAGGAGGGCAACCUACUCGUACAGGCGAGGCUGUUCUUGAUCUCCAGAGGCGACUUCCUGAGGCUCGAGUUGUUUAUUGCUCUGCGACCGGUGCAUCUGAGCCACGAAAUAUGGGUUACAUGGUCCGGCUUGGACUUUGGGGAGAUGGAACAUCCUUUUCUUCAUUUAUUGAGUUUCUAGGGGCUCUUGAUAAAGGUGGUGUAGGAGCGCUGGAACUUGUUGCAAUGGACAUGAAGGCAAGGGGUAUGUAUGUGUGCCGUACACUAAGUUAUAAAGGUGCUGAAUUUGAAGUGGUUGAAGCUCCACUGGAGGAAAAGAUGAUGGGUAUGUAUAAAAAAGCAGCUGAAUUCUGGGCCGAGUUACGGGUUGAAUUGUUAUCGGCAAGUGCAUUUCUUCCGGAUGAUAAGCCAAAUUUAAGUCAGGUUUGGCGGUUGUACUGGGCGAGCCAUCAGCGUUUUUUCAGGCACAUGUGUAUGUCAGCUAAAGUACCUGCUACGGUGAGGCUGGCGAAGCAGGCACUGGCAGAAAAUAAAUGUGUGGUGAUAGGUCUUCAGAGCACCGGAGAGGCUCGAACUGAGGAGGCUGUUGCUAAAUACGGUCUUGAGUUAGAUGACUUUGUCUCUGGUCCUCGAGAGCUUCUUCUUAAGCUGGUGGAAGACAAUUAUCCUCUGCCACCAAAACCAGACAAUUCACGUGAUGAAGAGAGUGUGAAGGAGCUCCAACGUAAGAGGCAUUCUGCUACACCCGGCGUAUCAUUUAGAGGGAGGACGAGGAAAGUUGCAAAAUGGCAAGCUGCAAGUGAUGGCGAAAGUUACGACGAAUCUCUGUCUGACUCUGAUAAAGAAUCAACGGAAUCGGAUGAGGAGUUCCAAAUCUGUGAAUCAUGCAACAGUGAAGAGGAGAGGAAACUGUUGCUUUGCUGUUCCUGUUGUGGUCGGCUGGUCCACCCUGCUUGUUUGGUGCCUCCUUGGACUGAUGUGAUGCCAGAUGAUUGGUCAUGCUACUCUUGCAAGGAGCAAACAGAUGAAUAUUCUAAGAAGAUGGAUACCUAUCUAGCUGACCUUCUGAAGAGGUAUGAAGCUGCACAGGAAAGGAAAUCGAAGAUUUUGGAAAUAAUUCGGUCUUUGGAUCUCCCAAACAAUCCUCUGGAUGAUAUAAUAGAUCAGCUAGGAGGUCCUGAAAAUGUUGCAGAAAUGACUGGUCGGCGAGGUAUGCUUAUAAGGGCUUCAGGUGGAAAAGGUGUUGUUUAUCAAGCGAGGAACACAAAAGAAGUAACAAUGGAAAUGAUAAACAUGCACGAGAAGCAAUUAUUUAUGGAUGGGAAAAAAUUUGUUGCCAUUAUCUCUGAAGCUGGAUCGGCCGGCGUCUCUCUUCAGGCCGAUAGACGCGCACUAAACCAGAGAAGAAGGGUCCAUAUAACACUUGAGCUUCCAUGGAGUGCUGACCGUGCGAUUCAGCAGUUUGGAAGAACCCAUCGUUCUAAUCAAGCUUCUGCACCCCAAUAUAGGCUUCUUUUCACAAAUCUUGGCGGUGAAAAGCGAUUUGCAUCAAUUGUUGCGAAGAGGUUAGAGACCCUUGGAGCUUUAACACAAGGAGAUCGAAGGGCUGGGCCAUUGCUCGGUGCUUUUAAUUAUGAUAGCAACUAUGGAAAGAAGGCGCUCGUGAUGAUGUAUAGGGGAAUAAUGGAGCAGGAUAACUUACCAGUUGUUCCUCCUGGAUGUUCAUCUGAUAAUCCAGCCAGCAUUCGAGAAUUUAUUACCACAGCCAAAGUAGCGUUGGUAUCAGUGGGAAUCGUCAGGGAUACCAUUUUAUGCAAUGGUAAAGAUGGCGGAAGAAUUUCUGGCCGCAUAGUGGAUUCAGAUAUGCAUGAUGUUGGUCGCUUUCUUAAUCGCCUUUUGGGCUUGCCUCCGGACAUCCAGAAUAGGUUAUUUGAACUCUUCACCAGCAUACUUGAUCUUCUCGUUCAUAAUGCACGUAGUGAAGGGCAAUUUGACUCUGGAAUUGUAGAUAUUACAGCUAACAUUAUUGAAAUGCAGCAGGAACCCAAGACUGUUCAUGUUGACGACCUAUCUGGUGCGUCUACUGUCUUAUUUACUUUUACCGUUGACCGUGGAAUUACCUGGGAGUUUGCAAAAGAUCUACUUGAUGAGAGGCAAAAAGAUGGACUAAGUUCUAACCAUGAUGGAUUCUAUGAAUCUAGAAGGGAGUGGAUGGGUCGCAGACACUUUAUUUUAGCUUAUGAAGGUUCAGAUGCUGGGGUCUUUAAAAUAAUUCGCCCUGCGAUUGGGGAAGCAGUAAGAGAGAUGCCUUUAGCUGAGCUCAUGACUAAGUAUCGAAAGGUGUCCUCAAUUGAGAAAGCCAGCAAAGGUUGGCAAGAUGAGUAUGAGGUCUCUUCUAAGCAGUGCAUGCAUGGGCCUAAAUGCAAAGUCGGCAGUUAUUGUACGGUCGGGAGGAGAUUACAAGAGGUGAAUGUUUUGGGCGGCCUUAUUCUUCCUGUUUGGAAAAUUAUAGAAAAGGCUCUAUCCAAGCAGGCUCGCCAAAUUCAUAAGCGGAUACGGGUCGUCCGUUUGGAGACCACCGACGAUAAUCAGCGUAUAGUCGGGCUUCUGAUUCCAAACGGUGCAGUUGAAUCUGUGCUGGAAGGUCUAACUGGUGUUCUUGAGAUCGAAGAUUGAAGAAGCAAAAGAAAGAUAAUUCUCUUUCUUUGCCUUCCGAUUGAUCAUUAUAUUUAAGUUUUUGAAUUUUACGGUGGCUUUUUCUUUUUCUUUUCUCGCCGAGCGCUGCCGAUUUGAUUUUGCGGCGAAGGACUUGGAGGAGGUUUCUCUUUUAACCGGAUGCGCAACGAAGGCUCAAAGUAGGAAAAGUAAAUCACUUAGUAUAUAUCAUUAUCACUAUAUGUGUAAAAUGCAUCUUCUUUUUUUUUCUUUAUUUCUUUUCCUUUUCUUUUUAAAAUUUUACUUUAAGCUUCUAUUUUUGGACUCGGUAUUGCUGUAAAUUAUUAUUAUAUGUAAACAGAUCACAGAACAAACACGCGUUCUGGUUUUGAGAAGCUGGUUUCUCAAUUCUAAUUUAGCGAAAGAUUAGGAAGCGAAGAAGUUCGUCUUUUUAUGUUAUUAUUUUUGUUUUCUUUUUCCUUUUUAUUUUAGAUCAAAUUUUUUUUCUUUUCCCUUUUUAUUUUAGAUCAAAUUUUUGUUUCCGAUCCGAAGCAUUGUUCCUACUGCCAAAUCCACAAAGCGAGCUCUUAUUGUUUGCUAAUUAUUUUAACCCUUCGCCACUUUUCUGUGUUUUGUUGCAUUCUCCGACGCUGAAUUUGUAAUCUGACGCUUAUAUUGUCUUACCAAACUGUCUUGUGUUCACCAUGAAUGCGGCCGCAGAUUUUGUUGUCUAUUGGAAUAA
Messenger RNA from Ananas comosus (pineapple), 4878 nucleotides. Its product is annotated as protein FORGETTER 1. Lineage: Eukaryota; Viridiplantae; Streptophyta; Magnoliopsida; Poales; Bromeliaceae. Gene Ontology annotation, molecular function: chromatin DNA binding; histone binding. Gene Ontology annotation, biological process: regulation of DNA-templated transcription. The record is from RefSeq and is a predicted model, not a curated record. Gene Ontology annotation, cellular component: nucleus.